Messenger RNA from Purpureocillium takamizusanense, 3892 nucleotides. RefSeq names its product exosome nuclease subunit (gene RRP6). Lineage: Eukaryota; Fungi; Ascomycota; Sordariomycetes; Hypocreales; Ophiocordycipitaceae. The transcript is spliced from 7 exons. The record is from RefSeq and is a predicted model, not a curated record. The coding region runs from base 134 to 2941 and encodes 935 amino acids. Gene Ontology annotation, molecular function: nucleic acid binding; nucleotide binding; 3'-5'-RNA exonuclease activity. Gene Ontology annotation, cellular component: nuclear exosome (RNase complex); nucleolus. Gene Ontology annotation, biological process: nuclear polyadenylation-dependent rRNA catabolic process; nuclear polyadenylation-dependent antisense transcript catabolic process; nuclear polyadenylation-dependent snoRNA catabolic process.
CAGCAGACGGCGCUCGACGCCACCGUCAGGGCAACGUCAGGCUCGCCUCCGUACCUGGGUUCGAUCCCCUGCCCGUUGCAUCGUCGUGUCGCAACAACCGCGUCAUGCGUCGGAGCAAUCGCACGCAGGGCCAAUGGACGGCGCAUGUGCCGGAGGCGUCUGGGGCUGCCCGCGCCGGACCAAACCGCCCGCCGCCUGGCCUGCCGGCCCUGGGCCCGCUGGGGGAUGCCUGAUGCCCGCCAUGCGCCGGGGCACCAGCCAACGGCCUCGCUUGCGCGAACAACGCACUCGGAGCACUUGUGUGACUGAGCCCGGGGCGACAGCCAAGCUGCCAAAUUGGCGUUGCACGAGUCCCAGGCCCCGAGCUCAGGGUAUACUGUGCCUGCGCAGACGGGUCGGUUCCAAACUGGAAACGCCACGGCCACCCGGGCCCCACCGGCGCGGCAGCGCUCACACUCUUAUCGAUAAGCCCGCGACGCUCAAAGCCCAAAUUUCUGCCUCCCCGUCUCGCCUCGCAUCGGCGCCGCAUCGAAUCUGCUGCCCACAACACCCGGCGCCCUGCCCUCGCGACCGCCCGAUGGACCGCCCGAUGGAGACACCACAGGACUUCAAGUCCCUGCAGGACGGCAUCCAAAAGUCCCUCGUGUCCGCCGUCAAGACGGUCAACCGCAUCGCCGCCGAGGACCUGGGCUUCCAGCGCGCCGUCGACCCAGACGUCGCCGAGCAGCUCGACGAGAGCACCGCCCGCGUCCUCGCCCUGUCCACGCGCCUGCUCGCGGCCGCCGGCAAGGCGUGCGGCGUCAAGCCCCCCGCCCUCGAGGAUGUCGAGGACAUUGACCUGAAGUGGCAGUCCCUGGUCGACGUCGUCGACUCGGCCCUGGAAAAGGCCGACACGGCCCUCGACGAGUACACCGGCCUGGUCAAGCGAAAGGAGCCGCCCGCCGGCUCCGACCCGGCUCCGGGCGCAAAGAGGGCCAAGCCGACCACCAAGGUCGUCCGCAACGCCAACGUCUCCAAGCCACAGCUCCUCUUCGAGGACAAGCCCGACAACUUCCCCACGGGCCCCUGGAAGCCCAUCCUCACCAGCAAGCCUCACGCGGCGGUCCCCCUGGGCGAGAGCCUGGUGCUCGCCCCGAACGAAAACGGCACGCCCCAGUACAAGCACCCGUACGAGUCCGAGAUUAAGCAAAUGACGUAUCCCGACCGCGUGUUCACGAGGCAGGACCCCAUCCCGCCCCAGCCCGCCGAGUCGACGACGGCGACGUGGGUCGACACGUACCAAGGCGUCCUGGACAUGCUGGAGGCGCUCAAGGGGGCAGAGGAGAUUGCCGUCGACCUGGAGCACCACGACUUCCGCACGUACACCGGACUGGUCUGCCUGAUGCAAAUCAGCACCCGGGAGCAGGACUGGAUCGUCGACACGCUGCAGCCGUGGCGCCGCAAGCUCGAGGUCCUGAACGAGGUCUUUGCCGACCCCAGCAUCGUCAAGGUCUUCCACGGCGCCUACAUGGACAUGGUCUGGCUGCAGCGCGAUCUCGGCCUCUACGUCAACGGCCUGUUUGACACCUUUUUCGCGUGCGACCUGCUUGCGUACCCCGGCAAGAGCCUGGCGUUUCUGCUGUCCAAGUUUGUCGACUUUGACGCCGACAAGCAGUACCAGCUCGCCGACUGGCGAAUACGGCCGAUCCCCGACGAAAUGAUGUACUACGCUCGGUCCGACACGCACUACCUCUUGUACAUAUUCGACCGGCUGCGAAACGAGCUCGUCGCCACGUCCGACCGCAGGCACCCCGAGACGGACCUCAUCGCCAGGGCGCUGCAGCGCUCCCGCGACCUGGCCCUGUCGCGGCACGAGAACCCCGACUACGACGAGGGCACCGGGCUCGGGCCCCGGGGCUGGUUCAACUUCUUGCUCAAGCAAUCGCACCUCGGCCUCGACGGCGAGCAGUUUGCCAUGUUCCGCGCCCUGUGGAAGUGGCGGGACACGCUGGCGCGCCAGGAGGACGAGAGCCCCAACUUCGUGCUGGGCACCAACAACCUCGUCGGCAUCGCCCGCGUCAACCCGCCGGACCUCAAGGCCCUGCACAGCCUGCUCCCGGUCACGGCGCCGCUGGCGAGGCCCCGGUUCAAGGAGAUUUGGGAGCUGAUGCAGGAGGCCAAGGCCAGGGGCGGCCCCACGGCCCUCGGCUUCUACACGGCGGGCGCGCAUCCGCAGGAGCCCGGCGGCGGCGGCUCCGCUCCCAAGGCGGCCGUCGCGGCGACCCAGAUGCCCGGCCCGGACGUGCAGGUGGCCGUUCGGAGCCUGCCGCAGUCGCAGCUGUUUGGGAGCAUGCCCAUCAGCACCCUGUGGGAGAGCAGGCGUGCGCCGCAGCAAGACGAGGGCCACGUCCCGUUUCCGUGGCAGCGCUUCGUGCAGGACGCACCAGACGAAGCCGUCGUGGAGGCUGCAGCCGCCGCCGUCCCGAUAGAGGCCGCGACGGCCGCCGCGGACGCCAUGGACGAGGACGUUGACCAAGAAGAGUUCACGCUCAAAAAGGGGAGGAAGCGCAAGUCGGCGGCCGUCGACGACGAGGCGGAGCAGCCGGCGGCGCCCGCGGAGGAAGCGGACGUCGUCAUCAGCAUCGAAGACGAGGAGGCGCCCGGGUCUCGCAAGAAAUCGCACGCCACGAGACGGGCGGAGCGCGAGGCGCGAAAGGCGCAGAGGCGACAGGAGAGACAGCAGAGAGAGCAGGGCGGCGGGCCAGCGCAGGCCGACGAGGAGCCCUUUGACUACAGCCAGGCGCGGUCGGUCCUGCACGCGAAGCAGGACGGCGCAAGCACGCCGUCGCGCGAGCCCAAGAAGGUGUUUGACCCGUACGCCAAGACCGGGGACGACGCCCUCAAGGGGGCACGCAGGGCACCGCCCGUGCGCGGCGAGAGGAGCGCCACGUUCAAGAAGUAGCGCUGCGGAGUAAAAGGGCUGUGCAUCGGUUUUCUUUUUUUUUCUUUUUUUUGUUUCCUGCGGCUCCAAUACGUGUAGUGGUAGAGUAAGGCCGGCGGCGAUGACUGCUGUCGAAAGGGACUGUGUGCCGUUGCAGGGGUACUUAUCAAGGGUCGUCAACAACGCCACAUUAAUGCCGGCCACGCCUUGGGCCUUUUCUUGGUCUCCCGCCCGAUGACGCCAGCAGUCGAGCCCGGCGACCUACCUCGGGCGCUCUCGACUCGCAGCCCGCUGCCGUGCGUUGCGCGGGGUGUUCCUCGUCAGGCACCACCACCACCGGGCGGGCUGGAGCCGUCUCGGCACCAACGCUCGCCCGGCGACGGCGUAGCAACGCUACGGGCCGUCGAGCUGAAACACGGCCUCUCCGGCCCACGCGGCGCUCAGCGGCCCGGCGUGGGGGUGCACGAGGACUCGAUGCAUACGUGACGCCAGGCUGCCCUCUAGAGCUCUGUAUUCGUAGUCUGUUUGCCAAGUGUGCUUUGGUGACGACGGAGGCCCGAGCUUCCGCUGUCGAGGUAUAAAAGGCCAACGAGCAGCCUGGAUGCUCACAGAACAAUCAACACACGUUUCACAAUCGGACCUCACUGCUAGACCCUAGUCGAGCUACAAUGCCGAGAACCACAAAGAACGACGUUUUCGUUGUUCAUUACCAAACUAUAGAGGAGGCGCGAGAAGCCAUAGCCCACUUUCGCAAGCAUACACCCGGAAUCUGUUCCUAUUUUGAGGGGGAUAUAGAGGAGAAUCCUUUCGGCCUGUGCAGGUUCAUGUUGGUUAAGCCUCGUCAACGAGGUAGCAACGGCCAGGUGAGCGUAGAGUUCAGCUGGACGUUCAGACCGUGUCAUUCCAUCUUUCCGUGCCCUAAAGACGGCGGAGGCUGCAAACUUUUAAGUCGACUGGCUUCUCAGGAACCCG